This is a messenger RNA of Hymenoscyphus albidus, 3379 nucleotides long. The record is from the annotation of a GenBank genome assembly. NCBI's taxonomy places the organism in Eukaryota, Fungi, Ascomycota, Leotiomycetes, Helotiales, Helotiaceae.
AACGCCCGCAGCUCACUGGCUCAAAUGCAAUCGGCCUCUACUCCUGUGACAUCAACCGAGAACGACUGACUUCUUUGAGAUCAGCCUCCACUAUUUGCAACAUCAUUAUUCACCAUUGAUUUUGAUUGACCUUCUCCUCCUGAUCUGGAACCCAUUCCUGUACUUGUAGAAAUUGUCAUUCCUCGCCUGCUUUGUUUCUCCCGCCCAAGAAUUAGUGUCGUGCUUUAACCGCAUUAGACCUCUAGCCUAACCGAGACAAGUCGAGUUCCUCGUCCAUACCUCAUAAUACUUUCCUGACGAAUCUGAUUAAACGCUCCUCGCCCUUUCCACUUCAAAAACUCGAAAACACGGAGCAUUCGCCCAUUCCCAAUUUUUCACAAACAUUUAAACAAUUUCAUAAAUACCCUUUCCAACACUUUACUGGAACUGGCCCUCUGCAACUUUCAGUACCUGCGGUUCCCCUUCAUGGCUCUGCGGUAACGUCUCUACGUCCGGUAGUUUUGGUUGGUUUUCUAGGGUUUUAAGGAAAGUCAGUUCGGAGCGGAGUGCUGGAAGCUCUGGGAGUAUUUGAUCCAGGUUCCACUUCGAGAGUGAAGACAAUUCGGGAUAGCGUCGAAAGAAUACCUACCAACGACCACCAUUUACCUGCACCCUGUCCACCGACUCUCUCAAAUACCUUCUCCAUGCAUCGAACAGCUACAAGACCAGCUCCUCUCGAUUUCCCCCUCUCCUCUACCUAUCCAACUUACAGUGUCGAUAAACUCAGAACUCUGGACCACUCGCCGUCUAAGCAUACACCAGUCUAUUUCCAGGCUCCUGUCAAGGCCGGCCUUCAUACACCACCUGAAGACGAGAUGGGAACUACAUACCAACACCCGCAAUAUAACCCAUAUGCCAGCCGACCAGAUUCAACUUAUUCGAACUCAGCAACUGUGACUACCGGAAGGAGCUAUGGAGGAUUUCCAACAGUCAGGCAAUGUGCGGUACCACAUCCACAUUCAACACUGAACCAACUGUCCGCUCCUACAGCUUCACUUUUACGAAAUGAAAAUCAGAUCUCUCAGCAGUCUUACAGACAGCCAACAAGUCCCCUCUCAUCGACUAGGUCAACUACAUUAGCUCCAGAAGAAGAACCGUCUCCCAGGCCAAGCAGCAGGAAUGAUUUGAUACUAGCGAGCCUACAGAUUCCGUCUUCAAUAAAUAAUAGUGGUGGAAGUCUUGCGGAAUUUGCAGCUCAAGUAUGUGUGCUAUUUUUAUUUAGCUGAUGGGCAUACACUAACACACCCUCACAGAUUACUUGUCUAUUUUGGUUUGAGUCGACAGAAACUCUAAAGAAAGCUGAAAAUGUCGGUAUUUCUUCAGGUACAAUAAAUCGACUGCGAGACGAAGCUCUACCAUCCAGCGGAUUUAAAAAAUGGGUUGUCACAAUUCUUUCGACAACGCAGGUUACACAGAAUGUCAUCUUGCUUGCUCUUUUAUUCAUCUAUCGACUGAAGAAGAUCAAUCCCGCUGUCAAGGGAAGAAGUGGUAGCGAGUAUAGAUUACUCACUGUGGCUUUGAUGUUGGGCAACAAAUGUAGGUUUUGGAGGACAUGUCGGAAAUAGGACUUACGCUAAACUUAUAUAGUUCUUGACGACAACACCUAUACCAAUAAGACCUGGGCAGAAGUUUCCGGAAUAUCGGUCACCGAGAUCCAUGUCAUGGAAGUCGAGUUUCUUAGCAACAUGAGAUACAGCCUAUUGGCAUCGAAAGAGCAAUGGCAGGAAUGGCAAGAAAAGCUAGGAAAAUUCUGGAUCUACUGUGAUGAGGCUGCAAAGGCACCCGUUCUGCAGAUAUCGCCACACGCACAUGCAGUUCUCCCACCUGCGUUGCCAUCACCACCAAGCUCGAUGCAGAACUCGCCUCCCUCUUUAACUAGCGGAUACAGAAAAUGGGAGCCCGAGCCAGGAGCCUCCUCAUCGAACAGCACAGGGUCCCAUUAUAGCCAGCAAUGGCCCGCCAAUUAUGGUGCUACUGUAUCCACGCAUGCACCAACGAUGCCAGAGCAUGAUUUGGGCUCUUCUGCUCGGAAACGUAGUUACGAGGGCAACUUGGAACAGCCAGCUACCAAGCGUGUCACGAGACCUGCUCCCAACGGGGUAGCUGCUUCGUUCCCCUCAGCCACGCCACCUAGAAGAAAUGAACUUCCUCGAUUACCGGUCCCAAACUUGACCAUUUCAACAAGCCAGCCCAUGAGCAGCUACAACAAUCCUUCAUCCGCUUUAUCACAGAUUGUGCCCCUCCUACCACCCCUCAGCGGCAGCCGUUCCAUGGCGUCGGUAUUUCCUGCCACGCCAUCUUGGCCUCCUAACCUACACGUCUUAACACCAACUGGACCACCUAGCCAACAUGGAACACCAAACGGAAAUGGUUACUCCACUCCUUCACGCCGAACGAGUCCUCGCUCGGUUCAAGAUUUAUUGUCACUUGGUUCUUCACCUGUCUCCGGAAAUUUUCCAGGGCAUAAUCCCGGCCAUAUUUCGCCCUCGUUCUUUCUUCAACAGCGGAAUUCUCCAUACAAGCCAGUUCGGCAUGUCAACACUCUUCUGUACCCACCACCUUCUGCAUCAAUGCACGGUUACUCCGCCAAUGUUGACCAGAUGCACUAUCAACCACUUGGUCGACGCAAUGAUUACCGUCCUGGCGUUGUGCCUGAAUACGCUUCUCAAGGGCCUUAUCAACAGUGGCCUGUUUUACCACAACCUAAUUUUCACGCUUAAUUACAAGAUCGCUUCUUUUGACCUAAAGAUUUCUCACAUUUGAAAAAAGACCGGGCAGAACACCGGAUGCUUACGUAUUUUUCUUUCCGGGGGGGUUAUUUUAGAAAGCAAAAAAGCCAAGGCCAGUCAGAAAAACUGGGGUUGGCAUCACUGCAUGUUCAUGGCGUUACACAUCAUUAUUCAACUUUGUUUUUAUGACAGCGAGACUUGACAUCGUCCCUGUCUUUUGUUCGCCUGAUAUACCAAGAUUAUUUUCACCACCGCAUGGAUUCGGAGUUUGGGGGACCAUCGAGCUUCGAGGCUUUCUUAGUCUGAGGCUGCCACUUGCAUUCGGCUUUUGUUUUUUUUCUCGCCACUGGAAAUGGGGGGGGGCUGCCAUCUCCUGGUUUGGGGCUAAAUGGAUUGAGUGGUUAGGAUACAAAGGAUAGAUGGCGAAGAUUGGAAGAAAAGGGACAACUUCGUCUGGAUACCUGCCUAUCUAUCUGUCCAUCGGAUGGGGCGAUUUGGGCUUGGUGGGAAUGAAGAUAGUGAUUUGAUCGCGCCACGACUUGGAAGUAUUCCACGAAUUUGGGUCUGGGAGUAAACCGGAAUCAGAAAAUAUAUUAUCUUUAUCCCCCAUG